Phyllopteryx taeniolatus (common seadragon) is the source of this 2159-nucleotide messenger RNA. RefSeq names its product septin 2 (gene septin2). The transcript is spliced from 12 exons. The record is from RefSeq and is a predicted model, not a curated record. Gene Ontology annotation, cellular component: cell division site; synaptic vesicle; microtubule cytoskeleton. The coding region runs from base 177 to 1385 and encodes 402 amino acids. NCBI's taxonomy places the organism in Eukaryota, Metazoa, Chordata, Actinopteri, Syngnathiformes, Syngnathidae. Gene Ontology annotation, biological process: cilium assembly; cell division; cytoskeleton-dependent cytokinesis. Gene Ontology annotation, molecular function: GTP binding; molecular adaptor activity; GTPase activity.
CGGUGCAUUCUGGUCCAUUAGUGUCUUGCUUGUAGAAAGCUGUAUGCACCGGAAUCUGAAGAAUUCGAGGCGUCCGCCAAGCCAAACUCUUCUUCCCUACCUCCGGUCUUUACUCCUCUUUGUCCUCUCCACACUCCAUUUUCCAGCGGACUCUUAAGGUGCAGUGAGGAGUAAUCAUGUCUCAAGGUGACAGAAUGAAGCAGGGCCAGUUCACUAACCCGGAGACCCCAGGCUAUGUUGGUUUCGCCAACCUGCCCAAUCAGGUCCAUCGCAAGUCCGUUAAAAAGGGCUUUGAGUUCACCCUUAUGGUUGUCGGUGAAUCCGGGCUUGGAAAAUCCACCCUGAUCAAUAGCCUGUUCCUGACUGACCUCUACCCUGAGAGAAUCAUCCCAGGAGCAGCAGGUAGAACACCAGCACAAACACGCACAGGCCUCCAGGCCGUGGCGUUUGUCAUGUUGCUGAGCUUCAUGCAUUCACGUUCCUUUCAUUCCCAAACAGAGAAAAUCGAGAGGACAGUUCAGAUCGAGGCAUCCACUGUGGAAAUCGAGGAACGGGGCGUCAAGUUGCGUCUCACUGUGGUCGACACCCCGGGCUAUGGAGACGCCAUCAACAGCCAGGACUGUUUCAGCACCAUUAUCAGCUACAUAGACGACCAGUUUGAGCGUUACCUCCACGACGAGAGCGGCCUAAAUCGCCGCCACAUUGUCGACAACAGAGUUCACUGCUGCUUCUAUUUCAUCUCUCCGCUUGGCCACGGCUUGAAACCCCUGGAUGUUCAGUUCAUGAAGGCCAUCCACAAUAAAGUCAAUGUGGUUCCUGUCAUCGCCAAGGCAGACACGCUCACCCUCAGAGAGCGAGAAAGGCUUAAGCGCAGGAUUCUUGAUGAAAUUGAUGAACAUGGUAUCAAGAUUUACCACCUCCCUGACGCUGAGUCAGAUGAGGAUGAAGACUUUAAAGAGCAGACUAGGAUCCUCAAGGCUAGCAUCCCUUUCGCGGUGGUAGGCUCCAACCAGCAGAUCGAGGCCAAGGGGAAGAAGGUGCGGGGCCGCCUGUAUCCCUGGGGAGUGGUGGAGGUGGAGAACCCCGAGCACAAUGACUUCCUCAAGCUGCGCACCAUGCUGAUAACCCACAUGCAGGAUCUGCAGGAGGUGACCCAGGACCUGCACUAUGAGAACUUCCGCUCGGAUCGCCUGAAGCGCAGCGGCAGGUUGUCCUCCCAUGGUUACGUUCUGCCUCUGUCCCCUGCAAAUGGUCCGGAACCGGAGGAAAUGGACAAGGAUAUGAUUCUGCAGGAGAAGGAGGCUGAGCUGAGACGAAUGCAGGAAAUGAUCGCCAAGAUGCAGGCCCAGAUGCAGAAGCAGGGGGAUGGAGAGGGUGACGUUUGAAAAGAUGGACUACUACAAUGAAGUGACCCAUGGAUUCAAAGUGGCAUAUAAAGUUUAUUUUUUAAUACAAAAUCAUCUGUUACCUUUUCAUUUUUUUACAUUGACAAAUUUGACACUAAAGCUGACUCAGUUCUUCUGUUAUAUUUGGACCUAAGCAAUGUUUUAAAGCACAUGCUAUUGCUAAUAUUUUCCUUUUGAAAGCGCCUCACUGAGAGUCAGAAACAACUAGUCAUAGUCUGAAUACUUUUUAUGGGAGGGUGAAAAAUACCCACCCCGCCCAAGUAAAGAAAGUGUGCCAUGAACUGUUGUUAUGAACAUUAUAUAUGUUAUUACCCUCAUGCAUGCUAUAAAACAUGCAUCUGAAAUUGUUUCAAAUGAAAUGUUUUCCGGUUGUCAAGUCAGCAUGAAAGAGUGGCUGUCAUAAUUUUGAGUUAGACAAACUGUUACCUGUAAUACUGUUGGCUUUACAAAUGAAGGAUAUUAUUCAUUACACUUCUUUGACAAGUGAAGGCUUCUUCAUUUUCUAAUGUACUGUUAGGUGACGUCAUGCCGCAGUGAGAGCCAAAUGUUUUCUUGUCUAAUUCAAGACAAGAACAUUUGAAACAAAUUUUACUUGUCAAAGGUGGCCCGUUAAGGUCCAUCCAUGCCAAUUAUUCCCUCACCAGAUAAACUGUGAGCUCCUGACAUUCCUCUUUGAGCUGUUUUUAUCCCGAUAUUAAAGCAUCAAAUAUUAUUCUUAUUGUAUAAUGUUGUAAUAAAAGUUUUAUUCUACAA